AUGGGGUUUUUCGACCAUCUCCAGCAGAAAGGAGUUGGCGCAAUCCAGGCGCAAAAGGUCCAGAUCCGAAAGGUAGAGAGCAGAACCCCUAUCCAGGCGUCGCCCUCUGCUCCCAAAUCGAAGCCUUUACGACCGCGAUCGGAGCCAGUAUCAAAGCCGGCUGUAAACCCCGCCACUUCGCUGACAUCGAAACCAAAAGUGUCGACCUCGCGCAAGAGAUAUUUGUCAGAACAAACCUUCAGUACCAGCAGUGAUGAUAGUGAUACAGAUGCGUCGUUGGAUUUUCGAAUAGCAAAGCGGUCAAAGACUAGCUUGAGUGUUGAACCGGACUUAGAACGUUGCGUUCGGGAUCGAGAUGCGUUUUCGGAACAGGCUACAUCCUUUUCGAUUGUGCACGCCGCCGAUGUUGCAUCCUUGGGUGCGCCCGCAAAGUUUCAGAGUGCAUUUGAAUCAGAGGAGAAGGCGGUUACAGUGUCACUACGAUAUCCUGGUGCGCUACAGAAAGAGAAAUAUCAACUAGUUGUUCCUCAUGAUAAUGAAGGUUUUAAGCCCCUUGACGAUAUAGUUCAGGUCAUCACCAUAGUCUCGCAGCAUCACGUUCCCGAAACCUGUCGGGCGCCUUUUGAAGACGAAGCUUCUGGGAUAUUACGCCGCCUACGGCGUGCGCUUGUUCAAGGCUCUGCCCCCAAAUUUAUCGAUGCGAUCGAGGCAUACAAUAAGAUUAUAAAACGACUGCGGCAAGAUGAAUCAAUCUCUCGGCAUCUAGAUACGACACAUGUGGUUGCACUUCCACUGGUGGAAAGGAUAUUGACCCAAGUAUAUUCAAGGACUGUCUCACCUCGAGUUGAAUCACUUCGCCAGUAUGAAAAUGGUACCGACAAUGUCUAUGGGGAGCUGUUACCGCGCCUCAUCUCGGAGAUUUUCGCAAAUACCCGCUUGAAAUCGAACCAAGUCUUCGUGGACUUGGGUUCUGGUGUUGGGAAUGUGGUUCUGCAGGCGGCGCUGGAAGUCGGCUGCGAGAGCUGGGGUUGUGAGAUGAUGCAGAACGCCUGCGACUUGGCGGAGCUUCAAGAAAAAGAGUUUAUUUCUCGCUGCCGCUUGUGGGGCAUCGCCCCUGGCAAGACAAGGCUAAUAAGGGGUGAUUUUCUUGAAGCGGAGGGAAUUGCCUCUAUUCUCCGCAAGGCCGACGUUGUGCUAAUCAAUAACCAGGCUUUCACCCCUGAGUUAAAUAAUAAAUUGGUCAAUUAUUUUCUUGACAUGAAAGAAGGCUGUCGGAUCGUUUCGCUUAAAUCUUUUGUCCCUGCCGGGCAUAGGAUUCAAUCCCGGAACCUGAAUUCACCCAUCAACUUACUAUCGGUUAAGAAGAAGCAUUACUGGUCUGACAGUGUCAGCUGGACCAAUGCCGGAGGGACAUACUUCGUUGCCACAAAGGAUAGUAGUCAGCUAAAGGCUUACUUGGAAAGUAUGUCCUGA
This is a messenger RNA of Ophidiomyces ophidiicola, 1473 nucleotides long. It is a transcript of the gene DOT1, whose product is annotated as Nucleosomal histone H3-Lys79 methylase. Gene Ontology annotation, molecular function: histone H3K79 methyltransferase activity; histone binding. The transcript has 2 exons. Gene Ontology annotation, cellular component: nucleus; nucleosome. The coding region runs from base 1 to 1473 and encodes 490 amino acids. Gene Ontology annotation, biological process: regulation of transcription regulatory region DNA binding; DNA damage checkpoint signaling; subtelomeric heterochromatin formation. NCBI's taxonomy places the organism in Eukaryota, Fungi, Ascomycota, Eurotiomycetes, Onygenales, Onygenaceae. The record is from RefSeq and is a predicted model, not a curated record.